CAUACAUCGUCCGUUGUUUUCCCCCCACCAUUAUCUGUAUUAUUCGACAACAUGCCUUAUCCCGAGGAAGCUGAGGGUUUCCAGGUCGAUAGCCCUGUGACUUAUACCAACUUCAAUAAACGAUUCUUCAAGUUGAAGCCGUUUGGCGACUAUGACGUUGACAUUAAGAUCGAGGCUUGUGGUGUCUGCGGGAGUGAUCUGCACACUAUCAGCGGUGGUUGGGGAGAUCAGAAAUUCCCUCUUUGCGUUGGUCAUGAAAUCAUCGGCAGAGCGAUUCGCGUCGGACCAAAAGUCACAUUGAUCCAAGAAGGCCAACGCGUCGGUGUUGGCGCCCAGUCAUACUCCUGCGGCGAGUGCAAACAAUGCAAGAACGACAACGAGACCUACUGCCCCGUCCUCAUGAUGGAUACCUACGGCUCUGAGUGGCCGGAGACUGGCAUCGUCAGCCAAGGUGGGUACUCAUCGCAUGUGCGCACUCACGAACACUGGGUAUUCCCUAUCCCCGAACAACUCGAAACCAACCUUGUCGCCCCCAUGCUAUGUGCCGGUCUGACUGCAUAUUCACCGCUGGUCCGUAACGGCGCCGGACCUGGCAAGAAGGUGGGAAUUGUGGGGUUGGGUGGAAUUGGUCACUUUGGAAUCAUGUUUGCCAAAGCCCUUGGAGCGGAAACCUGGGCAAUUUCCCGGUCUCGCGCUAAGGAGGUGGAUGCACGAAAGUUGGGAGCGGAUGGAUACAUUGCUACGGCGGAGGAAGGUUGGGAGAAGGAUCACCUGUGCUCGUUUGAUCUGAUCAUCAACUGCGCCAGCUCUUCCAAGGGCUUUGAUCUGGCCAAAUAUUUGUCCCUCAUGGACGUCCAUGGUCGCUGGAUCAGCGUCGGACUUCCCGAGGAAGAAGGUCAGGUCAUCAAGGCACAGAACCUGAUCGCGAACGGAGUCUUGAUUGGAGCUAGCCACCUGGGUAGUCGGCGGGAAAUGCUGGAUAUGCUCAAAUUGGCAGCAGAUAAGGGUCUACGGGGAUGGGUCGAGGAACUGCAGAUCGGUGAGGAGGGACUCAAGGAAGCCAUGGUUCGAAUGAAGAAGGGAGAUGUUCAUUAUCGAUUUACCAUGACCGGGUACGACAAGGUGUUUGGUUGA
Aspergillus pseudonomiae is the source of this 1134-nucleotide messenger RNA. Its product is annotated as NAD(P)-dependent alcohol dehydrogenase. NCBI's taxonomy places the organism in Eukaryota, Fungi, Ascomycota, Eurotiomycetes, Eurotiales, Aspergillaceae. Gene Ontology annotation, molecular function: alcohol dehydrogenase (NADP+) activity; zinc ion binding. The coding region runs from base 52 to 1134 and encodes 360 amino acids. The transcript is spliced from 5 exons. The record is from RefSeq and is a predicted model, not a curated record. Gene Ontology annotation, biological process: alcohol metabolic process.